Helianthus annuus (common sunflower) is the source of this 1583-nucleotide messenger RNA. RefSeq lists its product as uncharacterized. The transcript has 2 exons. Lineage: Eukaryota; Viridiplantae; Streptophyta; Magnoliopsida; Asterales; Asteraceae. Bases 208 to 1389 code for a protein of 393 amino acids. The record is from RefSeq and is a predicted model, not a curated record.
UGGUGUGAUAUUCUAUUUCUGAAAACAUUCUUCGAUUCAGACUGCAUUGGGAUUCAUGUUUUAAGAACCCCAAAGCAAAGCAAGGGGCUUCAAAGCUCCUUCGCUACAAAUCCAAAACCCUCGUUAUGAUUCUUCACUUCACCAUUCAAAGCGUUAUUUGGUAGCAUUUCAAUGGAGGUUUUGGGGGAUUUAUUGUUAUAAGCGGAAAUGCCGUCUACAAGUAGUUCUGGUAAGCCCUUUGGGGCAUUUCGUCGAUCUGUUCUAGGGUUUGGAGCUGAUCACGUCGAUAAACAAGUUCAUUUCGAGAACGGGUCAAAAUCACGACUUGAUCUCGAACUACAUGCGUUUCAAGAUCAAAUAUUUAGCCAGUUCAACGCACUUUCGUCAGCUUCCGAUGACCAAUUUCUAUCCAUCGAUUGGAUGUCAAACCUACUAGACGCAUUUCUCGCUUGUCAAGAACAUUUCACCGCCAUUCUCUUGAACAACGCGGGAACUCUUUCUAAACCUCCUUUAGACAAGCUGCUUACAGAGUUCUUCGAUAGGAGUAUCAAGGCUCUCGAUAUCUGUAACGCUGUUCGUGAUGGUAUCGAGAAAGUUCGGCUCUGGCAUAAGCACUUAGAGAUUGUUUCAACCGCUUUCGACUCAAAACAGAGGAAUCUGAUAACCGAAGGACAGUUUAGGCGGGCACGAAAGGCGUUAAACGAUUUAGCUAUCGUCAUGCUUGACGAUCAUAAAGACUCCGGAUCCGUUUCUUCACACAGAAACCGAUCUUUCGGGCGCCCAAACAAAGGAAAAGACGUUAACCAUCAACGGAAGAAAGGACACUCGAAGUCGCUUUCGUGGAGCGUAUCUAUUUCUUGGUCCGCAAGUAAGCAGCUUCAGUCAAUGGCAAACGGUUUAAUUCAGCCUCGAGCAAACGAGAUUUCCCACCAUUUCGGUCUUGCGAACUGCGUUUACACGAUGGGUUUUGUCCUAAUGUUUGUGUUAUGGACUGUAGUGGCUGCUAUCCCGUGUCAAGAUCGCGGUGUGUUUGGUUUCUCCUUACCGAAGCAGUUCUCGUGGAGUAAUCCACUGUCAUUGAUUCAUACUCGGGUUUUGGAUGAAUCAAAGAAGCGUGAACGUAAGAACAGCCCGGGGUUGUUGAGGGAGAUUUACAAAAUGGAGAAGACGAUUAACGUGAUUUCAGAUUUAAUCGACUCUGCUCACCAGUUUCCAUUGACGGAAGAACAGCAGAAAGAAGUGAAAGAGGGAGUUGAGGAGUUAUCUUUGGUUUGUACAUCGUGUAAGACCGGAUUAGAUACGUUCGAGCGCCAACUGAGAGAAGUUUUUUGCAAAGUUAUGAAUUGUCGGAUUGAAGGUCUUGGGGCCAUGAACAGGACAGAAUCUUGAAGAUGAAAUGGUCAUGAGAAGCAAGGGGGAAAAGAACAGAAAAGAAAAGAAGAGAAGCAAAACAUCGUUUUUGAAUAAUAUAAUAUACAUUUUGUUAGCUUGAGAAUGCGGAAGCAUGAUGUUCAAGUAAUAUACCAGUAAAAUUUUUGUGUAAAGAACCUAUGGCUUUUUAUGUGCUUUAUCUUUUUUCUCUA